UGUACAGUCUCGUACCAAUACAGAUUCCUAAUUCUCUAACUCAUUGACCAUAGUCAAUGGUCAGUAUCUAUUCGAGCUGCAAUCUGGACAUUAGUGAUCGGAAUUGAGCUGCAAGCUGCCACCUGCCACCAUUCGUUGAUAAGUGAUGUUAACUUUUCCAUGAACAGCUGUGUCGUGUUCUUUGCUUUGAAAAUUUCCCUGUUUCUUAUUUUUUUUUGUUUACCCUUUCAAUGUUCUAGGUCUGAAACAAUCAUAGAGAAGAAGAUAUUGGUCUUAAAAAAAUGGUGGGAAACCUGAAAAGCAAAAAAGAAAAAAAGAAAAAAAGCAAAGAACACGUGAAUGCUGUCAAUGAUUUUUUUUUUUUUUGAAGUUUAGUCGGGUUUAACGGGGAGUAAUUUUUUUCUUUUUUUUGUAUAAAGUGAAACUUAACUCUUCUCUGUCUCUUUCUCACAUACACCCACCAUUAACCUUGCUAGGAAGGGUUUUUGAGAUGUCCAUUAUCUCUUUUCGGGUUGACAUGAUUGUUGUAUAUAUAUUUCAGUUUUGUUACAAGUUCAAUUUCAACCUGUAUACCAUUAUUUUUCCUUUAGAAUUGCUUGAACUAUUAGCUAAAUCUAACUCCUUUAGAAGUGCUCAUGGGAUUGUCACUUUCCCCAAUUCUCUCCCACUCAGAAAACCAGCAUUAGCAUUGCAAUACUAAUAUAUUUUAACAUCAUACCCUCAUUUACUUCCUUCUUAGCUUGCACUUUUUGUUGAACACUAAUAUUCCCCUAACUCAAAAGACUCACUUUUCUGUGUAGUAACCUAUGAUGAGCAUGAAAACCAGUAACAGGAAAAUGAGAAAGGAUUUUAUGUGCCACUCUCAGACUUCAACAGCUGUGUGCAUGACUACCCGUGAUCCUCAAUCUGUAAUUGAUCCUAGGAAGCUUGACAGAAGUGUUUUUGUUGAUGAUACCAGAUUGAUCAACUAUGCUAAGUACUCCAAACUUGUUGAGUUUCCCAAGUCCAAUGCAGUUCCAAAUAUUAAUAAUAGAGGGCAGGAUCAAGAUCAAGUGAAUGAAUCAAGGGAACUUCAGAAAACACCAACGAUUGCAUGUCUUUCAGUUGGGGUUUUGGCUAAAAAGAGUGACUCUGUUAAGGUGAAGGAAACGAUUCGGUUGUUUAACAAACACUAUCUUCAUUUUAUUCAGGAAGAGGAGACGAGAUGUGGGAAGAUACAAGCUGAAAGGAAAGAAGCUAAAAAGGUUUUAAAAUCUAAUGAGAAGAAAGCAGCUAAAAAUGUUUCAAAAUCUAAGAAAGGCGCUCCACCUGAAGAUUUAAAGUCCAAAGCCAAGAGGCCUGAUCUGAAGGCCAUACCAAAGAUGAUGAAUAAUAAUGAGAUACUGUACCCUGUGAAAAGAGUUGGCAACAUUCCAGGUGUUGAAGUUGGGCAUCAAUUCUGUUCUCGUUGUGAAAUGGUAGCAGUUGGCAUGCAUAGUCAUUGGCUAAACGGGAUUGAUUCUAUGUCCUUGUACAAUAAAAAAGUGGACAACAGCUACAAAUUCCCUGUUGCUGUGUGCAUUGUUUUGUCUGGCAUGUAUGAGGAUGAUGUGGAUAACGCUGAGGAUGUUGUGUACACUGGUCAAGGUGGGCAUAAUCUGACCGGUGAUAAGCGUCAAAUUGCGGAUCAACAAUUAAAGUCGGGUAAUCUAGCACUCAAGAACUGCGUUGAGCAAUUAGUUCCUGUUAGGGUGGUUCGUGGUCAUGAAUCUUCGAGCAGUUACUCUGGUAAAGUCUACACUUAUGAUGGUUUGUACAAGGUUGUCAACUAUUGGCUAGAAAAGGGAAUAUCUGGAUUUAUAGUAUAUAAAUUUCGACUUAGGAGACUUGAAGGGCAGUCUACAUUAACCACUAAUCAGGUUUAUUUCACUCGUGGACCCAUACCUCAGUCAUCUGAACAAAUACAAGGGUUGGUAUGUAAGGAUAUCACUGGAGGUCAGGAACAUCCACCCAUUCCUGCUACGAAUUUGGUUGAUGACCCCCCUGUUUCACCCACAGGUUUCACAUAUUAUAAGUCCGUCAAGGUUGCAAAUAAUGUGACGGUUCCCAAAAAUGCUACUGGGUGCAAAUGCAAAGGCUUUUGUAUUGAUCCGAAAACUUGUGAAUGUGCGUUGCUUAAUGGCUCAGAUUUUCCCUAUGUAUCUCGGGAUGGUGGCAGGUUAGUUGAAGCCAAAGAUGUAGUUUUUGAAUGUGGCCCCAAAUGUGGUUGUGGUCCUGGUUGUGUGAACCGAACUUCUCAAAGAGGACUUAGAUAUCGUUUGGAGGUUUUCCGUACUGCAAAGAAAGGAUGGGCCGUUAGAACUUGGGAUUUUAUACCUUCUGGAGCCCCAGUUUGUGAGUACACAGGAAUACUUGCUAGGACGGAAGAUAUGGAAAGUGUAUUGGAAAACAAUUAUAUUUUUGACAUAGAUUGCUUGCAAACAAUCAAGGGGCUUGGUGGAAGAGAGAGGCGGUCAAAUAAUGUAGCAGUUCCUGCAAAUCUUUUGGACAAAUGCGAUGACCAAGGUUCUGAAAGUGUGCCGGAGUUUUGUAUUGAUGCAGGAUCUACUGGAAAUAUUGCUAGGUUUAUAAACCAUUGUUGCGAGCCUAAUCUGUUUGUUCAAUGUGUUUUGAGCACACACCAUGAUUUGAAAUUGGCUCGAGUAGUGUUGUUUUCUUCCGACAAUAUAUCCCCUUUGCAGGAGCUGACAUAUGACUAUGGCUAUGCGCUUGAUAGUGUCUUUGACUCCAAUGGGAAGAUAAAGCAAAUGCCAUGCUACUGUGGAGCCCCAGGCUGCAGGAAGCGAUUGUUCUAAGUGUGUUGCUUGGUCCUUUUUGAUGAAUGUUGUAUGGGUGUUGUACGUGGUCUUUUUGCAAAACUAGAGGUCGUAUUUUUCCUAAAACUUACGCUCAAAUGUGCUAUAUUCAUACAUGAUUGAUUUGUUGUAUCUGUAAAUGAUAGCAAAAAUGACAAUGUCAUUUUUUAUGCAAGUCCAAAAGGAUGAAA
Molecule: messenger RNA, 3025 nt
Organism: Gastrolobium bilobum
Lineage: Eukaryota; Viridiplantae; Streptophyta; Magnoliopsida; Fabales; Fabaceae
Product: histone-lysine N-methyltransferase, H3 lysine-9 specific SUVH4-like
Exons: 16
Coding region: 807-2834 (675 amino acids)
Cellular component (GO): nucleus
Molecular function (GO): histone methyltransferase activity; zinc ion binding; protein binding
Source: RefSeq, a predicted model, not a curated record